Molecule: messenger RNA, 672 nt
Organism: Stylonychia lemnae
Lineage: Eukaryota; Ciliophora; Spirotrichea; Sporadotrichida; Oxytrichidae
Source: the annotation of a GenBank genome assembly
AUGAAUACCUCGAUGUGGAGCGCUUGGAGACAAAGAACAAAAUCUAGAUUGUAUUGCAGAGGAACAUAAUUCAGAGACCCAGGAGUUUUAGGUAAAUAUCCACUUGCAUAACUUUUGAAUGUAGAUCCAUAUCUCUCUUAUUCAAACAUAAAUACCUAGAUGUUGUAUAAUUCCUUUACCUCUGACGAUGUUUAAACAAUAAAUGAUGAUGAAGUAUUUCAGAGAGCAGAUAUUUAUAACCCUAGAUAUUGCGAUACUUGCUAAAUUUAAAGGCCACCUAAAUCAUCUCACUGCAGACUAUGCAACAAUUGUGUUAGAGGAUUUGACCAAACAUUUAAGAAUACUAUCAGGGUAGCUUUAUUCAUGACAGGAAUAGCAUAAGGUGCAAUAAGCAUAUUCGCUUUUUAAUAUCCUAGAUAUAUCUUGUUUAAUGCUUUGUUAUUCGGAGCAUUUAUUUAUCUACUCGCAAUAAAGGACAUGUUCAUAAAAUAUUUAAAUUUGGUUUAAAAGAAUCUUACAUUCAAAGAGAAAAUGUCAAGAUAUGAGGCUUGCAUGACCUACAAUAUGAAGGACAAGUUUAAGGACCAUGUCACAUGUAGUUAAAGAACUAAAAACUUGUUCAGAUUUUUAUUUAGAAAAGGCAACUACAAAUCAGCAAUUGAAUACAAAUGA